AUGACGAAGGUGUACGGAACAGGGGCAUACGAUUUCAAGCGUCACCAUGUCGCCGAGUACCCAGUCGAGCAACCCCACCAGCCCAGCGAGAAGCUGGUUGAGGCCAAACCCGAUUCGGCGCCCCCGAGCUCUAUAACCUUGUCGGAGAUUCAGCGGGACCGCCUUACGAUGAUUGCCGUUGCUAAUUGGUCCAAAAUCGGCGACACCUCACAACCCAAACAACCCUUCGAACUAGCACUGCAGACAACAAACUAA
Prunus armeniaca (apricot) is the source of this 255-nucleotide messenger RNA. The record is from the annotation of a GenBank genome assembly. Lineage: Eukaryota; Viridiplantae; Streptophyta; Magnoliopsida; Rosales; Rosaceae.